Kluyveromyces marxianus DMKU3-1042 is the source of this 1941-nucleotide messenger RNA. RefSeq lists its product as uncharacterized. NCBI's taxonomy places the organism in Eukaryota, Fungi, Ascomycota, Saccharomycetes, Saccharomycetales, Saccharomycetaceae. The record is from RefSeq and is a predicted model, not a curated record. Bases 1 to 1941 code for a protein of 646 amino acids. The transcript has 2 exons.
AUGAAAAAGAAAGCUGUAGGAGUAAAAUGUAGGCAUAAACCAACUAAAUCAUCAUGCUUAGAAAAGGGACUUCAAUGUGUUUAUAAUAUUAAGUUAGAAACUAGGCUUACUGAAGGAACAAAACAGUUAUCGAAAUCGCAACUGAUAGCACAGAUCGCCCUUUUAAAAUCAGAACUAAACGAAGGAUCAAGGGAGAUAGGUAGAAAUCCAGUAUUGGGCUUGCAAUACACAUCUAGUAAGCAAGGGAGAGUUUUGACUUAUGGACCAACUUCAGUAAGAUGUUUGAUAAGAUCAUCUCAGCUGCAGUGGUGCUACACUGCAAUUUGGAAAACAAUAAAGGAGAAGAGAAAUGAUUGGAAGAAAAACCAUAUCCAUGCCAUAAAAGUCGAAGAGAUUUAUUCGAUUGGGAAUCCUCUUUCUAUUAGUGGAGGAAAUUCAAUCUUGGAGGCCUUAUGUGAUUGUCUUCCAACUAUGCAUGUACUAAAACAUAGUUUGGAUAGGUUCUUUAAUUGCACCCUUUUCAAAGAAUUUGAAAUACUAGACCCGCUGAAGGUUGCCACCGAUCUUGAAGAGUGCUUCAUAUCUGAUCAAGAAGGUAGAAUCAUGUCUAUUAAUAUAUAUGAAAAGAAAAACUAUUAUCGCUUAGGAAUUAUCACCAGAAUCCUCACCAUCGUUCAUUUUAAAGAAAGAGUCCCAACAGCAGUCGAGUUAUUCCAUAAAUAUUUAGCUGCUUUCGAGAGUGCCAAAUCAAUGCAUAUAGAGAGAGCUCAAUUUUUCAUGCUCAAAUACCUAUUCAUUAAUGCACGGGGCUUCACUGCCGGCGACGGAGGCAAUAGCAUCACCAUUAUCAACUUAGCUCUUUCGACUGCUAUGCAAAUCGGACUCUAUCGAACAGAAAAUUUAGGCCUGUUUAGAGAUAGAGAGCGUUAUAUUAAAAACUUAUGCGUUUUACUUGUCCAAGCAGACUUUGAAAGUUCUUUCUCUUUGGGCUCACACCUUCAAGUUAGUGAGUAUUUCUUGCAAGAUUUGGAUGGGCGAGCAAAUCCUAAAAUUAGUGAGGACGGUAAUUUUUCAACUCUCCAGUACUUUUUAUUUUUGAGACAACAGCUUGCUGGGGUAUCCUCGACUCACAAUGCCCCAUCUCUUCCUUUAUCAAUUUCGAAGUUGAAGUUUUCUCUUUUGGCAACCUUUGGAGAAUUAAAGCAUUAUCUGUCUCGAACUGCGUAUGAUCCACCUAUCGAGUUUCAAAAGUUGUACGCAAUACUUUUAUCUUUGCAGAUAAUAGCAAAUUUCUCAUUGAUUCAAACACAAGUUUCGGUCGAUGGGACUUUGGAAUUGCAGCAACAAGCGCUAAUAUGUCACAUUGCAUCGUUAAUUUUAGUUUUUAACUACAUGGAAGCUUUGUAUAAUGACCAAAUGUUGAUAAGAGGGGGAGAAAACCACAUCGAUGCUUGUAUUGACAUAGGAUUAGGUCUUUUUUUGUACCAUAAUGUUUUACCAAGGGCAACACAUGAGCUGGUUCUAAUUUUUUCUGAUGCUUUAAAUACUAAUGAAGGGUUUGGUGUUUAUUCUACUAACUCGAAUGAUGUUGACAUUAAACACUUCAAUGAGAUUGUUGAUAACUUCCUAAAGAGUGAUAAAGAUAUGGAUUUCGGUGCUAAUGUGGCUUAUAAAUAUUUCGAAAGGAUACACGAGAAUUUCAAAAAUAAUCGGAGCAAGAAGUUGGAUAACCUUCUACAUCAAUCAUAUUUAUUCAUCGUAUGCGAUGAAUUUUCCAACAGUCUAGUCCAGGCUUUCAAGGAACCAAUAACUUUAAUGACUAACAAGCCAGAUGAAAUGUCAAAUCAAAAUAUGCCAUUUACAGUUGAUGAUAACGACUUAUUUCUCGACAAUGCUCUUGAAAUAUUUGAUGAUGAAUUCACGUCAUUUUUUUUUACUUAA